Messenger RNA from Athalia rosae (coleseed sawfly), 1624 nucleotides. RefSeq lists its product as uncharacterized. The coding region runs from base 263 to 757 and encodes 164 amino acids. The record is from RefSeq and is a predicted model, not a curated record. The transcript is spliced from 2 exons. Lineage: Eukaryota; Metazoa; Arthropoda; Insecta; Hymenoptera; Athaliidae.
UCUCAACGUUUCCAUUGGCUUCGCGCGGUAAAUAAUAUGAGUUAGAAUCCACGCCGCGUGAUGUGCUUCGUCCGUUAGUCGAAGACCUGGUGAUCUCGGAAUUUUUUAUUCAUUCACUUUGUUUUUUCACAUCCCAAUGCCGACCCUGGAACAUCAAGUUUAUAAAGACGUACGAGCAUCCUCGGUCGGGUCAGUUCAUUUCUUAGCAGCCAGCGGUACACCAGCAUUUUUCAUACGAUAUUCUCGUUAUUGACAUUGUAUUAUGGACCUAUGGAUAUACUAUUAUUGUCUACCCAUCAUUCUUGCCACGCAAAGUUCGGCUUUCAGUCCGAGGAACUCGAAGAGUUCGUCGCAACUGAUUCCCGCGGAUGCGGACAGCGAAUUUCAACGAGGGGUUCCAGAAGUAGUGUAUGAGGAGAAUCGAGAAACGAAGCCUUCGGUCGCCGAUAGAAGAACGACGUUACCGGGAGGAAGAAAGCUUCCGAAGCACUAUCAAGAUUGGACCAGAUGGCCUUCAGAGGUUGAUAGCUCCGAUACUUUGAACAACGAAAUUCCCGAAGACAAGUCGACGUCGCUCAAGGCCAAGGGCAAUACUGACGCACGGAAAUCGAUGACUUUUCAACAGUUGGAAAACCGAAACGCCAACAUUUAUAAUCCUUUUUUGAAACUCGACCGAUCUCCGAUAAUGGGGAAAAAAUAUACCUUCGAAGAAUUGGAAAAUAUGAACGCGAAUCAGAUGAAUUUUUAUCUCCAAUAACCCUGACAUCUGCUGCACUUGUUCGGUUGUGCGUCUUGUGUAAUGAGCCGAUAUACCACGUAGACCUCCCGCGUCGAUCUCCGCUUCACGCUUAUAAUAAGUAAGUAGUAUAAGCACGUAUAUAGCCCGGCGUUUGACACCUGAUGACUCAUGAUUAUCAAUGUUGUGACUGAGGUUGAGUUACUGUGAAAAAAAAAAAAAGCUUUGACAAGCGCCAGGCAUCGAGAUGGGUCACGAGGUACGGGGAGCUGGAGAGACUGCAGGCGUCGAAAGAUUAGAUUAGAUUUGUUCUUGUAACAACUGCAUACUGAUGAUGUGGUGAUAACGACGAGUGAGAGAAUCGGAACCUUAUCUUAAAAUUUAUCGUUCAAAAAACAUCGUAUUUUGAAUGGAGAUUAUGCGCGUCAAAUGUACCACCGACGGUUAUAUCAUUUCAAAUGUUUAAUAUUCUCCACUAAUUUAUGUGUCUCAGUAUCGGAACAUUUUUUCAACCAAUUUCGAACCGAUGUUGUAUUUUGCGGGAGAAAUAUAAUUCACGAAUAAUCUCGGUAAAUUUUUCUGCAAAUCUGUACAGAGUUCAAGGGGUUAACUGAAUAUGGAUAAAUAAAUAUAGAUUUCGUUGAAAAUUUUUUGGGAUCUCCUGUUAUUCUUUAUUUAAAAAAAAUUGAAAUAGAAAGGUGAAAAAAAAGCAAAAAAAAAAAAAAAUAUCUUUCUGCGAGAAUAACAAACUUUUGGCUUAUGUGACUAGUUGUAAUACUCAGCGGCAAUACUAACAGUAACGUGGCUUACGAUAAUAAUUAAUUAAUUUUUUACGGUCCAUAAUUCUUAAGUAUUAUAAACUAAACAUAAAAUUAAUUGCAAGUUGUA